AUGGCACAAACUAAUUUCAUUGAAAGAUUCAAGAAUAAAGUGUCGACUAUAGGCAAGUCUGGCGAAAUUGAGAUUGACCCCGCAAAACCUAUCCUCAAAGCAAACAGCGCACAAUUCCAUAAGUCAAUUAUGCAGUUAUCUGCAUCAAAUAUAAUCCGAAACAACCUUCAAUCUCCAAAGCCAGAUACUUUUGUCUCAGCAAGGCCAAUAAAAGUCGCAGCCAAAGAUGACAGUCCUACAUCUCCUAAAACAGUCACUGCAACUUUUUCCGCUCCAUUGCAGCCAGAAGUUAUAAAUGGAGCAACACCUAAUAUUUCACAAUCAAGGAACCCAGACCAAAAUCAAAGGCGAAAUUAUAGUCACUCGGCAACUCCAUUUAGAAAGCCACAAGUAGAUGAUGUACCGAAAACCAGUGAUGGGAUUACACAGUCUUUUGAAUCAAGAUAUGCAAAAAAGCAAGGAGUUAUUGAUUUCUCGCCAUAUACACUAACUGAUUAUCAUAUGAUAAAAAACGAUAAGUAUUAUGAGCUGGGAGGGCUUGGGGCUGUAAAUAUAGGAACUGAGGAGUGAAUCAAAAGAAAAGAAAUGCAGGAUAGGAGGGUGGAUUAUGCUAAACAAGUAAAAUAUAUAAAUGCUGCUAGUUUACCGCCAUCUGGAGCUAAGAAGACACCAAAAAUCACAGAAAAGGUGCCGAGCAAGAUGCAAAGAGCAAAUGAGUUUGCAAAAAAUAUUCCGAAACCGCAAUUAAAAAUAAGAAAUGAUUCGAUAGAAGGAAAGGAAAAUCCAAGCGAAAAGGAUUUUAGCCCAUUAGAGUAUCAGCUUGAUAAGCAUGAUAGUUAUAGAACUAUUAUUGAUGAAAUCAAAGCAAAUAUUGAGUAUGCCACCUGAUUUAAGAUUGCCAUUUUUUAUUUAAGAACAUUUUAUAGAUCAAAUUAAGCCAAAAUUCAAUAA
Blepharisma stoltei is the source of this 951-nucleotide messenger RNA. NCBI's taxonomy places the organism in Eukaryota, Ciliophora, Heterotrichea, Heterotrichida, Blepharismidae. The record is from the annotation of a GenBank genome assembly.